Molecule: messenger RNA, 2421 nt
Organism: Dujonia railenensis
Lineage: Eukaryota; Fungi; Ascomycota; Pichiomycetes; Serinales; Debaryomycetaceae
Source: the annotation of a GenBank genome assembly
AUGCUUAGGCUUAUAUCGCUUGAAAGGGGCCACGUACGACCUAUAAUACGAAGAAGUGGCGUUCUUGGGAACUUUCAUGGAGUGAAAUGGAACAACUAUCAAGAAUGUUUAUCCUAUAGUACAAGUACCUCUUCUGAAAUUCAAAGUGCAGCGAGGCCAUCAAUCAAGCUGGCGCUUUUUACAUCCCACAACUCCAAGAAAGAGUCAUAUGAAUUGGACCGAAUACCUUUGGAUACUUUCCCCAAUCCUAUUUUUUGCAUGAACAAAGAUGAAAUCUCGAAUUUGACCAAGUAUGAGUUUCUUCACUUGAUCCAGAUUCCAUAUAAGUCGAUUUCUGAGGUAGACUUAUUUGCAUACAAUCUAACCCAGAUCUUAAAUGAUUUACUUAUAAGUGAUACCCGUAAGGCGUAUCAUAUGUUAAACAGCAUAAAAGAUGAACCCAUGAGAGGGAUUGUCGUAGAGGGCCUAAUGGGACUCUACACCGAUAAUUCGAUCAAGAGGUCAAUAUUGAAAUCCAUAUCUAACGAUCACCAGUCCAUCAAAUGGGAUUUGAUCGAAUCGAUAAACUUCAUUUUCAAAAGUAAUACUGGGGCAAACGAAGGUAAAGAGGGCGAAGAAUCUUUGUCUAGUCUACUCUUAAAGUACUUGGACACUCUUGCAUCAAUACCCAAUGUCAACCACCAUCAAAUCUUAAUUCCCGAUAAAUUGUACCAAGAAAUCUUUUCCAUCAUUCCCAGAUCCUCGUACGGUCAAUUUUUUGCAUGCCUUGUACAUAUUAACAUUCAGCCUUUCAAUUCUUCAUUACUAAAUCCAUUAAAGCAUGCACUUAUAAUGGGGUCUAAUUUAGAAAAAUUCAUUGUUCGUACAGGAGUUAGGAACGCUAAAUGGCACGAUAUUCAUUACUCUGGAAUCGAUGACAGCCACAAAAGAAGAAUGCACAACUUCUUCACUCUAAAGGAACUUGCUGCCAAUGCGAUGAACAGUAUUAGAAGUAAAGAGAUCAUUGAAUCGAAUUUGUAUUUAAAUCUAGUGGUUGAAAAAUUCGAAAUGAACUGUACAGAUGAGGUUACUCAGCAGAAACUGGGGAAUGAAAGAAAGACAUUGAUCUCAUCAACAAUUUCUGAAGAUAUACAAACUGUGUUGUUUGUAUUGUUAAACCAUAUUAUGACAUUUAAGGGGUCUGAAUAUUGUGUUAAAGUCUUGAAAUAUAUGCUUGAUAACCAAUUGAAUGUCUCCAUUGAAACUUUGUUGGCUAUAUUACGCAAUUUGAGAGAACAUGGAUAUCAUGAGGAAUCGUUAGUUAUGUUAAAUAAUAUAAACUUGGACAACUUGGCUCGGAAAGAUAAACUAAAGAUAGUGGAAGAGAUUUUGCUCUUGAUUAGCGAAAAAUUUCCCGAUCAACCCAAGGUACUCUUGGGAUAUAUUGUUGCAUUUUACGACCGAAUAAUAAAACAGCUUGACCUUUUGGGAGUGUUACAGCCAAUAUAUGGAAGUUUGCCAGGAGGAAGGGACUUGGAAAAUUGGACAAGUACCAUUCAAAAAGCAAACGUCGACCAGAAACUUUCUUCUUUGACUCAUCGAUUAAGUUCCACGACCGUGAAGAUUCUCUAUGGAACAAUAUUGAGAUCACAAUUCGAAUCUGACCCUGUUGGAAUAGAAUCUUUCGCUAGAUUUGUUGAAUCGCUUUAUACACUGUAUAUCAUACAUUUCAAAAAGUUAGACCCAUUGUCCGAAGAUGUUCUAGCCAACUUUGUUAAAUACUUAUUGAAAGUAAACCCCGAGGGAUAUGGCAUGAACUUUACUUCAGGUGCAGCCAAUUAUCAGAUUGCUAAACAUAUAAUGGAAGACUUUCACUCUAACGAUUUCAAUGUUAGUAGAAAGCAUCGUUCUAUACAUUUGUACGACACAUUGGUAUACUCUGCUUUGAAUGUCCACCAAGAUUAUCAAUUUGCCUUUAAAAUGGUUCAAAAAUCUAGAGCGUUUGGGUUGCCAUUCACCUUCAACCAAGUCUACUCAUUUAUCAAGUACCAUUAUUCGAGACACGAGCACAGUAGAGCAGAAUUGUGGUAUAACCAACUAACAGGCGAUGGAAUUAAGGCAAAUUCCUCGCAACUGAAGGAGAUAUUCAAAAUUGCAAGGGAGUUGAAUUGGGAUGUAAAUGGAUUUGUAUAUAGAAAAAUGGGAAUAAAGAGAAACCGGUUAAAAAAGGAAGAGUAUAAGAAAGUCAUGCAGGAUCCAUUUCGGUUUAUCGAAAGUAAAGAAAGUGAAGAGGAUGAGAUAUCAGUUGAGCUCAUUGGAGCUAAUGAGGUAUACCCAGUGGGAGAAAAGAGACAUAGAGAGGAUACAAACCUAGCAGAUGAAUUAUCAACUCUAUUGUACCAAGUGUCACAACAGUCGAAAGAAAACAAUGAAGCUAAAUAA